This is a messenger RNA of Lepus europaeus (European hare), 1947 nucleotides long. It is a transcript of the gene MTARC2, whose product is annotated as mitochondrial amidoxime reducing component 2. The coding region runs from base 91 to 1113 and encodes 340 amino acids. Gene Ontology annotation, biological process: nitrate metabolic process. The transcript has 8 exons. Gene Ontology annotation, cellular component: mitochondrial inner membrane. Gene Ontology annotation, molecular function: molybdenum ion binding; pyridoxal phosphate binding; molybdopterin cofactor binding. NCBI's taxonomy places the organism in Eukaryota, Metazoa, Chordata, Mammalia, Lagomorpha, Leporidae. The record is from RefSeq and is a predicted model, not a curated record.
UGUCCGCCCGAGGCCUUGAGCGCAGCUCGCUCUCCCAGGCCCAGUUGCUGCGCCGUCUGUAUCUGUGCCGUCCGUAUCCAGGCUCUCGCCAUGGGCGCCGCGGGCUCCUCUACGCUGGCUCGCCUCGGCCUCCCCGCACUGCGCCUCCCCGCGCAGUCCCGGCCCGGGUGGCUCGGGGUCGCCGCCCUGGGACUGGCCGCAGUGGCGCUGGGGGCCGUGGCCUGGCGCCGCGCGCGGCCCAGGCGGCGCCGGCAGCUGCAGCAGGUGGGCACCGUGGCGCAGCUCUGGAUCUACCCGGUCAAGUCCUGCAAGGGGGUGCCGGUGAGCACGGCGGAGUGCACGGCCAUGGGGCUGCGCAGCGGCCAUCUGCGGGACAGGUUUUGGCUGGUGAUCAAGGAAGAUGGACACAUGGUUACUGCCCGGCAGGAGCCUCGCCUUGUGUUGGUCUCCAUCACCUAUGAGAAAAACAGCCUGAUCUUCAGCGCUCCAGGGAUGGACCAGCUGGUGUUACCCAGCAGGCCGCCUUCCACCAACACACUCCAUGACUGCAGAAUAUUCGGUGUUGACAUCCAAGGCAGAGACUGUGGUGACGAGGUCGCUCAGUGGUUCACCAACUUCUUGAAAACGGAAGCAUUGAGGUUGGUUCAGUUUGACACGAAGUUGAAGGGAAGAACAUCGAACAAACUUUUCCCUGUUUCUGUACAGAAUUACCAGGUGGCCUACCCAGACUGCAGCCCACUCAUGAUCCUCUCGGAAGCCUCCCUGGGGGAUCUGAAUACGAGGCUGGAGAAGAAAAUCAAGAUGGAGCAAUUCAGGCCCAACAUCGUGGUGAGGGGCUGCGAGGCCUACGAGGAGGAUACCUGGGAUGAACUCCUCAUUGGUGGGGUAGAACUGAAAAAGGUGUUGGCUUGCCCCAGGUGCAUUUUGACCACCGUGGACCCAGAUACAGGAGUCAUAGACAGGAAGGAGCCCCUGGAAACACUGAAGAGCUACCGCCUGUGUGAUCCUUCUGAGCAUCACAUAUACAAGUCAUCCCCACUUUUUGGAAUGUAUUAUUCAGUGGACAAAAUAGGAAGCCUGAGAGUUGGUGACCCUGUGUAUCGGCUGGUGUAGUAACAGAGCUCCCUGGGGAUGAGGCACAAGGUUUCAGCAUCCAGGAAGCAUUGAUCAGGAUUUUAACAGCAACAGCAGCAACAAUACCUCAGCAACCCCUGCUGGCCAGCCUUUGACCACCUUCUCCCUGGAAGUGAAUCUGUAUGCUUGGAGUUAACGCAAGAAAAGUUAUCAGGGAUGUUUUGGGAAUAUGAAGGUAUAUACAUUUUAGGGAAUGAAGGUUUUUAAAAUAAAUGACAUUGUCUACAAAAUUAUUUUAAAUGUUACGAUCCCUGACUUUCAUAUUGAUGAACAAAGAAAGCUUGAAGAAUCUGCUGUAGAAAUUUUUUCAAAUGUAUACAUUUUAUUACUUGGUAUCCUGUUUUAGGAGAAAUGGAAAACAAUAGGUGAUUGUUUCCUCAUGUGCCUUACUCAUAAAUGUCUGUUAGCUGCUUUCAAAUGGCUUUCACACAUGUUCUUGAGCCUGCACCAGUAUGCCAUCAGGGUGGUACACUUGAGUAGAGAAAUCAUUUUAGAUCUUGCCUUUAUAUUUGAUUAUGCCUUUAUGAAGCCAUUUAAAAUUAAUUUGUGUUUAACUGCCAGAUGCACCACCUGGAAUUCCAACAAGAUCAAGAAGAAAUGGAAUUUUUUUAAAAAGAGAAUGACAUUUUGAGAAUAAAACUGAGAGGAAGAAAGUACAAACAUUUUUAGAUGUAAAUAAUUUUUGUAAUGAAAACAGAUGAACUAUCUUAAUAUGAUAAGCGAAAAUUCUCACUGAAUUAACACAUAAAUGAAUUAACUCACUUGGAAUUCUUGUGGUUUCUGCAUUAACAAUAAAUGUGAAUCUCGGUCCCA